Messenger RNA from Psammomys obesus (fat sand rat), 2816 nucleotides. It is a transcript of the gene Fam81a, whose product is annotated as family with sequence similarity 81 member A. The transcript has 9 exons. Bases 165 to 1262 code for a protein of 365 amino acids. NCBI's taxonomy places the organism in Eukaryota, Metazoa, Chordata, Mammalia, Rodentia, Muridae. The record is from RefSeq and is a predicted model, not a curated record.
AGCCCCGCGCUCGCGGCCACCGCACCCAGGGCGCCAGCGACGACAUGGGCAGCCGCGGAGCGCCCGAUCCGCGCGCGGAUGUGAAUUACUAAGAAGAAAAUGGCCCAACAGGACACUGUAUUUCCUUCUCUUGUCACCCAGGAAGGGUAUACUAUCUGGAAAAUAUGCAUCUAAGGCGAGUGAGGACCAUGCCCCGACACAGCCAGUCCCUGACCAUGGCACCCUACUCCUCCGUGAGCCUGGUGGAGCAGCUGGAAGACAGGAUCCUCUGUCACGAGAAAACCACAGCAGCACUGGUAGAGCACGCCUUCCGCAUCAAAGAUGACAUCGUCAGCAGUUUGCAGAAGAUGCAGAACAAAGGGGGAGGUGACCGCUUGGCCAGGCUGUUCUUGGAGGAGCACAUUCGAAACAUAACCGCCAUUGUAAAGCAGCUCAAUCGGGACAUUGAGGUUCUCCAGGAGCAGAUCCGCGCCAGGGACAACAUCAGCUAUGGGACUAAUUCUGCCUUAAAGACGCUGGAGAUGCGCCAGCUCUCUGGCUUGGGAGAUCUCCGAGGAAGAGUUGCCAGGUGUGAUGCCAGCAUAGCCAGACUCUCGGCAGAGCAUAAGUCGACCUACGAGGGACUCCAGCACUUGAACAAGGAACAGCAAGCAGCCAAGCUGAUCCUGGAAACAAAGAUCAAAGACGCAGAAGGACAGAUUUCUCAGCUUUUGAACAGAGUAGACCUGUCUAUCUCAGAGCAGAGCACCAAACUGAAGAUGUCCCACAGAGACAGCAACCACCAGCUGCAGCUCCUGGACACUAAACUUAAAGGUACAGUCGAGGAGCUCAGCAACCAGAUAUUAUCUGCACGGAGUUGGCUGCAGCAAGAGCAAGAACGGAUAGAGAAAGAGCUUUUACAGAAGAUCGACCAUCUUUCCUUGAUUGUGAAGGAAAACAGUGGAGCCAGUGAAAGGGACAUGGAGAAGAAGCUCAGCCAGAUGUCGGCCAGGCUCGACAGAAUCGAAGAGAGUCAGAAGAAGAACGUGGAAGGGCAGAGAACGAAGCCGGAAGAUGAGAAGGUGCACGGGCGGAUCAGCAAACUGGAGUUACAGAUGAACGAGGACUUGAAGGAAAUGAAAGCCGAGGUUAACGCUGGGUUUACAGCCAUCUACGAGAGCAUAGGAUCCCUCAGACAAGUGCUGGAGGCCAAGAUGAAGCUGGACAGGGACCAGCUGCAGAAGCAGAUUCAGCAGAUGCAGAAGCCGGAGACUUCCAUGUGAGGAGGGCCGGGACAAGGACCUGACAGGAGAAAGCCUGCCUGCGGCACGAGGAGCCCAAUCCCGGCGGCCUGACCGCGGCUGCGGUCUGGAUCCCAUCCAAGGGUGUGCAUGUGCCAGGAAACGUGCUCUCAUGAGUCUAAAUGUUUACCUUUGGUCUUGAAAACACCCUUUCUUUAAAGAUCUUAAAUACAAUUUUUACAGCUUUAUUUCCCUCUCUAAGUGCAGUUGGACCCUAUCUCCUCAGAUUUUUGAAAGGCUUUUAUGAAUGAAAAGAAUUUAUUUUCAAUGCUUGAUGCUCUAGCCAAGACUACUAUUUUGGGAAAAAACAAAACAAAACAAAACAAAAACAAAAACAAAACCAAAAACCAAAACCAAAACAAACAAACCUGCCAUGGUGAUUUUUCUUUUUAAUUAAGAAAUGAAUGAGUUGCUCCGGGAAUGUAUUGCUCCUCACCCUACAUUCAGAAAAUGCCCUGGUAGAUUAGAGUUCAGCUUUACGCCCACAUCCGGAUUGUAUCACUGUUGUCUAUGCAUUUUUUUUUUUAUGUUGGGUUAUUUUUUUUGUAAAUCAUCUGUCUUUUGUAGAGAAGAGGUUUAACACUAGGGGUGGAAAACCCUGCCAUUUAUAUAACAAAAACAGCUUUUUAAAAUUGAUAAUUGCUAUACAGAUUACAAAUUAAGUGGAAACUUAAGACAUUUAUCUAGAUCCCAAACGGCACAAUAUUUAUAUCCACCCAGAGGUACCAGCUUUUAAUAUUUAAAGCUAUUUUUGGAGCCCUUCACAGCCUGUGUAGCGAUAGCCAUAUAUUUAAUAAUGUGAUGGUGGCUAGACAGUCUGUUCACUGCAUAGCUAAUUGUUUAUUAACUGUAAUGAAUGUGAGACUUUUUCUAACUUCACGAUUUACCUAAAUGUUCCCUAAACAGGCACUAAGUGCUAAGGUUUAUAGACAUUUGUUGUACCUGUAUAUCCGUGCCUUGGUUUCUAUCACAUCGCUGUACUGUCCCCUGGUUUUUGUUUUUUGUUUUUUUUUUUUUUUUAAAUUACCAACAAAAUAGAAAGUGUGAUAAACACAUCAGGGUUGGGAUGUAAAACUGGGAUCCUAUGUAUUUUUUAAACAUCCCAACGAUUUUAUCAUUGUCUCGAUGGCCCGAGUUCAGCAUCAUUCAUGGAACAGCCACCUUUGUAUGGACCGAGUCAGACCGAUACUGCAUUCACAAUACCGUGACAGGACUUGCGUCCCGGCACCUUUGUAGAUGUCGUGUUUUCAGUCGCCAUGUUUGAGUCAUUGACGACUUGGGCCUGUGCUGUGUGCUCGCCUGCGCUUGUGUCAUCUUGACCGAAGACACCCUGUGUUGCCAUGCGAGGGUACCCCAGGAGAGAGAGCAGGAGCACUUACCGGUUCCCAAAACAACACCCUGUCUUUUCCUCUCCUCUCUCAUUCGCAAGGACUCAGGAAAAUAAAAAGCGUUUUCUCUUUCUAGAAUAAAUGACAACGAGAUCCUAACUGGCUCUUACUGUUGACCCAUGUAAAGUAUGCUGCUCAAGAACUUACC